Messenger RNA from Panthera uncia (snow leopard), 33915 nucleotides. Its product is annotated as translation initiation factor IF-2-like. The coding region runs from base 1 to 1188 and encodes 395 amino acids. NCBI's taxonomy places the organism in Eukaryota, Metazoa, Chordata, Mammalia, Carnivora, Felidae. The transcript is spliced from 3 exons. The record is from RefSeq and is a predicted model, not a curated record.
AUGACGGUUUCAGAGAAGCGGUCCCGGGGAGGGAACGCGUGCCCGGUUGGGGAAGCGCCUGCGGCGGCCGCACCCCGCCCCCGACACCACCCCCCCCCCCCCCCCGCGCGCGCGGCGCCUGCUCUUUUCGGGGAGCCCACCUUCGCGGGGAAUCCCCCCCGCCCGGCAGUCCCCCCGCGUCUGCGGCGCGGCCGCCCGGCUUUGUCUCCGGCGGCGUCGCGCUCCGGCGCUCGCUCUCCCACAUUUCCCCGUGUGCAGGCUGUAACCCGAUCUCCCAUUUCCUGGUGGAUUCUCUUAAAGAGGCAGCGGUCGAGAAGCAGAACAAAGGCUAUUGUUUUAUUUCCUCCUUUGGAUUCCGCGUCCUUACCGGAAUGUCCCUUCAUACAUGAUUAUUGUCACUGCGUCUCUGCUGGGGCGCGGGGAAGCGGGGCGGCGGGGGGGGGGGGACCUUGUGCAUUUCAGGGUAGCUCAGAGACCGAGGCGGGGAAGGUGGGAGGCGUUUCACAAAACCUGUCUUGUGGUUUCUGGGGCCCCAGCGUAACGUUUUUUUUCCAACGUGUCUCCCCGGACCUGGAGAUUGCCCGGCCGCGCCCGGGCAGCCGGGCUCCCGGCCCGCAGAGGGGAUCACGGCUGCGCGGACGCGCGUGGGCCGCGCUGCGGGGGGCUGAGCCGCGCGCUCCGCUGGCGGCCCUGGCCUCGCGCGGCCCCGCUCCCCCGGCUUCCCUCCGCCGCCGCCCCUCCCCCCGCCCGGCUUUUAUUUCCCCGAUGCCGGGCUGUAACCCGAGCUUUUAUUUCCUGGUGGCUCCUUUAAGAGGCAGAGCUCAGUGCUGGGAAUUCACGUCAGUUUCUGCACUGAAACUCUCAAGAUCAAUGAGCAAAGAGCUUUCUCAGUUCUGCCUUUCAGUUUCUCUCUUCCAGGAAGGAAAACAUUCGAGAGAGCGAGGGAGAGCGGCGGGAGGGCGGGGGGCGGGGGCGCCGGCCGCGGGUGGGAGGAGAGAGCGGGAGGCCGGCCGGGCUGCGCCCCGGGUCGCCGCGCCGCGCCGCGACCUGCAGACCCCGCCGCCGCGCUCGGGCCCGGCUCCCACGCCCCCGCCGCCCCGCGCACCCAACUCCGCCGGCCGCCCCGCCCCGCGCGCUCGCAGACCCCCGGGGCGGCUGCCGGGAGAGAUGCUGCAAGAAACUUCUUAAAUGACCGCGUCCGGCUGGCCGUGGAGCGCUUCUGGGUUGGGGAGAGGAAAGGAAAGUGGAAAAAAACUGAGAACUUCCUGAUCUCUCUCGCUGUGAGACAUGUCUGAGACUCCUGCUCAGUGUAGCAUUAAGGUAAAGAUCUUCUCCCCCUCCCUCUGCGUGCUCGGAAACCUUGAGCUGCACCGGCCGGGGCAGUAGUGCUGGGCUCUUCCGAGGGGGCUGUUGCAGUUGCCUCGGUUGCAGUGAAUUAUUUGGGGCGCCAGGGAAGGAGAUGCAGCUCGCGGCGGCGGCUGUACCCUUUCGUGUAACCUUGCUGCUCCCCCCCCCCAGCCCCCUCCCCGCCCCCCCCCCCCCCCCCCCAGCCCACCCCCUUUCUUUUUGACAAUUAAAUGCCCGUCACAAUUGGGCAGGAGGAACCCGAGUGGUCUCUAGACCUGUAAGACACUCCCGUAAUUAGUGCGCUUUUGUAAAAAAAACAAAAACAAAAACAAAACAACAACAAACCUGCUCCUACUCCUACUGCCAACAUGUGACUGAAAUGUAACUUUUGUUCCGGAGGGGUGGUCUCCUUAGGAAAAAAAAAAAAAAGUGACUGCAUCUCCAACGGGAGCUGAAGAACUUUUUUUUUUCCCCCUUAAAGGACUCCCGGGGUCAGAUCAGACUGGAUUUUUCCCCCCUCCUCUGAUUGUAAUUUCAAGCACUGUCGGAAAGACAGCCCUGGUGUCAGCUUUUCCUGGGCAUUUGCACAAUGAAUUUCGUUCUUUCUUUUUUAAACCAAGGUAAUUAAAGUUGCCGAGUGGUUAUUGUACUCCGAUGCAUAGGAGAGUUAAGUAAUCCCAAAGUAGAAAACUCCUGUGAUGCAUUAUCUGAGUGACCAGGCAAAGUGACCUUCCCUGUUUGACAGUGCGGGGAGGGUAUCUGAGAGUAGAAAUCUCCCGGCUUUCUGGUGGUGUUUUGCAGCAUUGUAAAUGCAGGAUGGUGGAUGUUUGCAAACACGGUGUUUGGUUCCAGUAUAUGUACAUGUGUAUGUAUCGAUAUCUAUAGAGCCGGUGGUGCUGUGGUUUGUUGCUUCUAAAAAGUUGUAAAGUUUGCCACCGUGAGGAGGCAAGAUGAUUUGUCCAUUUCCCCCAAUUAUUUUUCCCAUCGCCGCAUUUAUUGAACACUUUAUUUAUUUCACGAUUCCAUCCGUCCCCCAGGUGGAAGAGCCUUCUGCUUCUGCCCGAGGCUGAAGCCACCGAAGUUUGUUUUGUUUUUGGCUUGGGCCAUUUAAUAUGUGCUCAUUGAGUGGACACUGCAGAAACAAUGAACAAAUAACCUGUUUUCCUCAUCUGUGGGGAAUUAGAGAAACCUUUCCUGUUUUAACAUGGCUUUUCCAUUAGGGUCUGUUUAAAGGAAACAGUAUUUUAUUAUAUUUGCUUGCUAGGUUUUCAUAAUCAUACUCAGAUUUUAGUGUUUCUUAUCAGGUGAGAUUUUCAUGGAUUUUAAGAUAGGGCUAAUGUGAACUUAAAAAGUGGGUUGGGUUUCUUUGUUUUUGCCUCACAGGAAUGCCCAGUGGAACUUUUGUGUUUGUAUAUACCUGGGGUUAUCCGUAUGUCUGUGGUGAAGGGGGUGUCCCGGUAAAUAAUUUAAGCUACUUGUAUACUUCAAAACUAGUUUCUUUUGCUGUAUGAAUUAGAUUCUACAAUGCACACGGUAUGGAUCAUCUGUUUGGACGCUUCACAACACAAACAGAGGGAACUGCAUAAUAGGGAUUAAAUCAGUAAAUUGUAUUUAAUUCGAUGGCAGUAACUCUGGCAUCAGGAAAACCGGACCAGCUACGGGGUCCUCAUUUUCGGGUGACCGCAACAAAAAGCUAUCCUUUCUGUGACUUUUCUUGAUACUUCUUUUAAAGGGACUGCAUAUCCCCACCGUUCUCAUGGGCUGAUUUAUGUUCGUGCAUAAAUCAGAAAACUCCUACUGAGUGGCUGGUUCCGCUGUACUCCAGUGGGAAGAGUACAACAGCCCCUUUCCUUGCUCAGACAUGCAGAACUGGUCCCAAACCCAGACAAAAUACCGUCUUAAAUGUGACAUAAAAAUUUCUUCCCUUAUUGCUUACCCUCAGUUUGUUUGUUUGCUUUUUUUUUUUUAGGUGCCUCUUUUCGUGACUUUGUAUUUCCGUGUAAUUGAGCUAGAUUGAAUGUUCUCCACUGGUAAUGAAGUAUCACUUUUAUUUGGAUGGUUCUUCACGGAGCCAGUGUAUGACUGUUCUGUUUGCUGAGACUGUGCAUAUGUUUAGGUGCACAUAGGUGAGGUGUAUUUUUUCCAAGGAGUUUGCUUAAUUCGCUGUGUUCCAGUAAUAAGUGUUGCAGAUCAAGGCCUGGGGAUUAUUCCGGGUCAUCUGAAAAUGUUCUGGUGAUGUGUGCAGUGUUUCAUUUAGUCCUUGGGAUGUGGUACAGUGACUGCAUAAUAAAAAAUGUUUGCUGGUAACCCGCAAGCAAGUACCGGGAUUGCUUUUAGAGCCCAGUAAACAAUAAACUUUUCUGUGGAGCAAAGAAGGAAUGUCAGAAGCUGUCAAGGAUGACCUGAUGAUUCUGAUGGAUUGAAGACAUGUGACACGGAAACGUGGCUCUAGGUGGAGAGAUUUCCCUUACUCGUCCACUCCACUCCUGAAACCUUCCUCCCUUGCUCCUGUUCCUUACAAGCAGCUGGUCAGCAAGCGGUAAACUCGGCAGCUGGUGCGAUGGCACACAGAGGCAGCCACGGAGGGAAGUGCUUAGUUUACUUCUGAGCAGUGUCUGUUCUGCUAGAAAAGACCAGUGUACCAUUUGGGUGCAAUUUCUAAGGUGAAAGUUUUUGAAUCAGUCAAUCAGCGACACCUUCGUAUGUAUCACUUAUGUGGCAGUGGGUGACCUUGGAUGCCUGAUAAAGCACUUUUAUAUUUCUUUGGCGUUUUAUAGGCAUCUUUCCGUCACGUAGGGAGGUGACUUUCAGAUGCGCAUUGUACAGGAGAAGACAGGUUGACUAGCCCAAGGUCACCCAGACUGUCGUGGAGCCCACACUGUUUCCCUGCACCGAGCUGCCCCAUGCGUGGAGUGACACUCUAGUCCAAGAGUUUAAAUGCUUCCCUUCCUGAUCCUUGGGAUUGUUCAAAUGUAAGGAUGGGGCAACCAACUAUAUAAAAAGUCAAAUAACUUUUUUUCAGAGGAUUGUGUGGCUGACUGCGCCGGUCAUGGGACGAAGGAAGGAAGAGGCUGUCUUUUCCAUCAUCAGCCUUCACCUUCAAAUCACCUGUUCAGUGUUAAGUUCAGCCAGCUUGCUGUGGAACGUGGUUAUGGCGCAGCAGACAUAGUCCUUCAUGUCUUGGUAGGCUGUUUUAGUCGUGAGGGCCAUCCAGGUUACCAAAACUAGUGGUAUAACUUCCUCUUCCCCUUUUCACUGCCCUCCCUACUUGUCUCUACUCUCCAAUAUGGUUGGCUUUCUUGGCAGAAAGAAAUCUUUUUUCUUUUUUUUUUUUUUUUUGCUACAACUUGGAUGGAUGGAUGGAUGGAUGGAUGGAUAGAUAGAUAGACAGAUAGAUAGAGUGAGUGAGUCCAGAUUUCCCCUACUGGACUCUGAGCUCCUUGUGUUUAGCGAUGAUUGUCUUUGUAUCCUGCUACCUAGCUUGGCACCUGGCAUAGACAUGUUUCUCAGUAAUGUUUGCUGAUUUGAAGUGAGGCAUGGGAGGAGGUCAUUGCCCUUUCUUCUGUUUGUCCCUGUGUACCAAAGGCUGACUUAACACCUGCAUCCAUUAGCUUGCGUCAAGUAUUUAAUAGAGCCACACUGCUCUCUCGGGGAGGCCUACGACACUCUCUGGGUGUCGGUCCAAAAAUGAUUAUCAGUAGAAUUUUGGUAUAAUAAUACUAUUUUUAUCAUUUUGGUAAAGUUAAACAAAAACGUUUGUGUCUAAACAAAGGAAUUGAGUAAAAGAUCAUAAAAGGGCCUGAAGAAUUACCUUAGAAUCACGUUAGGCUCAGAUUCGCAGGCUUCUAAGUUUCCCCCAGUCUCUCGGACAGUUGAAUCGGGGAACGUUCAGGCUUUCAGAGCUGGAAGACCUUAGAGAUCACCUGGGCCAGCCUCUUAUUUUCAUAGGGAGGGGCUCCAGAGAACACAGUGGCUUGGCUUUGGCGAAUUGGUGACCGAGCCAGGUUGAGAGCAGCGCAGGCCGUGUUCUCAGGCCCCUGCCCUGCAUUUGCUGGGUUCGUGAUGCAUCCCUAUAAAAGGCCAAGGACAUUCGAUACAAUAGGCUGCACUCUCUCCAGCACUUCCUAGCUUGGUCCAUUUUAAUCCCAAGCCAGCUGGUAUGAGGGCACGGAGGUAUGUGCCAAGGAAGAUGUGUGUGGGGGGGAAGCCCUGGGCCCAGAGGGUGUAUUGUUAGACGUGAGAAGAGGAAGGAGUAGGAGUAGGGGAUCAGGGAAGAGGGACUUGACAGACUUGUAUUUGCACCACUGUUUGCAGCACCAACUUUUGUUUUUUUUUAAUUGUAAGACACGCACGAUGUUCCGUUUACUGUCUUACCCGUGUUUAAGCGUCCAGUUCAGUAGUGCUAAGUAUAUUCGCAUGGUUGUGCAACAGAUCUCUGGAACUUUUUCGUCUCGCGGCUCGGAAACUCUGUACCCACUAAACACGAACUAAACACUGCAUCCCUCUCCCCUCCUCCCAGCCCUUGGUAACCACCUUUCUGUUUUCUGUUUCUAUGAUUUCGACUACUUCAGUGCUCUGUGGAAGUGGAAUCCUAGACUGUCAUUUUGCUUAUCGUAAUGUCUUUGAGGCUCAUCCACGUUGUACCAUAGCAGGUAAUGUCUUUGAGGCUCAUCCACGUCGUACCGUAGCGGGCACGGGAUUUCCUUCUUGUUUUAAGGCUGCGUAAUAUUCCAUUUUAUGUGUAUGCCACAUUUCCUUUACCCGCUCACCCGCUGAUGGAGAUUUCAGUUGCUUCUGUCUCCUGGCUGUUGUGAAUCCAGCUGCAAUGAACUUAGAUGUGCAGUUAUGUCUUCGAGAUCCUGCUUUAAAAAUUUUUUUUUUUUUUAACAUUUAUUUAUUUUUGAGACAGAGAGAGACAGAGCAUGAACGGGGGAGGGUCAGAGAGAGAGGGAGACACAGAAUCUGAAACAGGCUCCAGGCUCUGAGCAGUCAGCACAGAGCCCGACGCGGGGCUCAAACCCACGGACAGUGAGAUCGUGACCUGAGCCGAAGUCGGCCGCUUAACCGACUGAGCCACCCAGGCGCCCCUCGAGAUCCUGCUUUAAGCCCUUUGGAUGUAUGCCCAAAGAUGGGACGCAUGGAAUGCAGGAACACUUUUUUUUCUUUUUUUUUUUUUUUUUUUUUUUACAGUGUGUGAGAAGUCUGGUACUUCUGUGCUGGGCUGAGGGAACUGGGCCUGUUAUGAAAAGCGCCCUUUUCUGAGGAAACCUUGGGUGGGCCAUAGGCUCUUUUAUCUAGGGGUGGCCAAACUUAUACCUCAGUUGAGGUGUAGUAAGCUUCCUGUUUCACACAGUAUGAGCUAAAAGCAUGGCAGUUGGUCCUAGAAAAGUAGCUUCCUUCCUUCACAUAGGUCAGUCAAGGGAAGAGGUACCCCUGAUGUGGCUACCAGAGAACCCAAAGGAAUUCUGUAAAUCUAAGUUGAGCUGCGUGCACUCACGCCAAGGAAGGUAGAGGGGCAAGGAGGCACGGGGUUAUUGGGACGAACGGGAAGAGCCGUUUCAUUUCAUUACCAACUGUGAAAAGUUGCCCUUUGGUGUGGUUCUCCCAGCUAAGCAGCGCAGUGUUAAAUGAAGCCCCCUAGGGUGUGGGGGUUUACAAAUGGCAUAUUUUUCUCUGUGAAUGUGACUUUAGCAAAAGUGCUGGUGUUCGUUUUCAGGCAGAGUCUGGCCCUGCUGUAUUCGUUGUUAGACGUGUGUCAGAAACCAAUCUCUGUGUGUAUUUGUUGCCGAGAAUGAAUGUGAGUACACUCAGGGUUCCCAGGCCAAAAGGGGCCCCGCUGAAAAACUAAUCCCCGCCACACCUAGUAUUUGGGGAGUGGAAGAGUAGGCUGAAUUAGCAAGAAGUUGGGAUUAUGGCCCAUUGAGCAGAAAACACAUUCUUAUUUAUUUCUCAACGUACAGGAACCAGACUGAUAAAGCGUUGUUCACUGGGGCGUCUCAGGAUGAGCCCCAGCGAAUAGGCAAAAAUGACGUGUGUUCCACAUCACCUGUUGGUUAGAAAUGAGUGCUGCUGUGUGCUCGAAACUGUUCUUUCAGUGUCGAAAUGGUACCACAAAUAUAUCAUUUGCCUGAUAAGCCUUUCUUCUGAGGUGGUGAAAAUGUACAGUUCAUCUGGUCUUGGUCUAAAUGAGCUGGAAUUUUCAGACUGUGGGAGGAUGGUGGGGGUGUUGAGUGAGGAAGGCAUUAGCCCGAGUUUGGUAAGUGUGGAUUCCCAGAUGAGCAUGGCUGCGUCUGGGUCCUGUGGAUUAAUGCUUAUGGAAAACUGGGGAACACUUGCAUUUUGGAGCUUUCCCAGUUCUGUGAUUAAAGGUGUCUGUCAGCUGUUUUAGUGGUCAUUGCUCCUACCUUUUCUCCCCUUCCUCCUCCUUCAUCACCACCACCACCAACGUCGUGUAUGGAAUACCCCUGUGUGCUGGUCUGUGUGCUAAGGGCUUUACCUACAUUAUUUUGCUUACUCUUCACAACUCUCUCGAGGAGAGAGAUUCUGAAAGAUUCUGAAGCCCGGAGUGUUUAAGCCAUGGAUUGGUCCAAGAGCUCACCUGCCAUAGGUGGUAAAGCUAGGGCCUAUAGUUCCAAAGCAUUUUCCAUGACUGUUCUUGGGUGCGGCCAUCUUUAUGAAGAGAAGUAGGAAAUCGAGAGUGACGAGUGAUGGUGGAGGCUCCCAUGAGCUGGGAUGAAGGGCAGGAAUGAGGCUGCAGAGAUGUUUAUGAGGCUCCAAGUUCCCUUCCCAUUCUGGGUUCCCCUGAAGGUGGAUUUCUCCUCACUGUUCCUCUCACGGUGGGGAGAGCUAGAUGGCCACACUGUGCAAACCAUCUUCGAAUCAAUGUCCAGAUCUUCCAUUUUUAUUCCAAUCUCUGGUAUUCGCUAGCGAUGUUUUGUCUUUCGACGGGUUUCAUUUUGGGCCCUUUAUGUUGUCAGAAACCUUUCUUUUCCCUCUCUGCCUUUUUCUUCUUUCCCCUGGCACCUAAUUUCACCUGAAUGUGGGUGACAGGCUGUGCGGUGUCCUCUCAUCCUGUCCAGCCUCUGGGUUGGAUGCCUUUGUCUGCGUUACUCUCUGGUCAGUCUCUUUUCCUUCCACGGCUUUUUUUUUUUUUUCCCUCCCUUGAAACUCUUUACACUAUCGAUCAACGUAAAAUUUUUCUUUAACCCAUCCCUCAUGUACAUCCUCAAUACUGUAUGAUUUCUGGGAAUCUGUUUGAGAUCUUUUCAGAUAUUCCCUGAUUAUCGUCUACCACCAAAGGAAUCAUCUUUUUUUUCCCCCUCCCUCUUUCCUGAUAGCCUGACCACACUGGCCUGGUUUAUUUUACUUGAGUGAAGAGAGGAUUUUGGCCAUCUGACUUCACAACAUUUUGGAUUUGAAUGGCUCUAACAAAGCCUGUCUACAGAGCAGAUGUGGGGAAGGAAGCAGAGAGAGAGAUUGUGUGGAGGUAAUAAGAAGGAAUCUAAGAUCGCCCAAGCCAAAUUUCUCAUGAAACAGAUGAGGAAACUGAGUCCGUUGGCAUUUAUUUAUUAACUUAUUAAUAUUUUAUUGAGACAGAGCACAAGCAGGGGAGAGGCAGAGAGAGAGGGAGACACAGAAUCCGAAGCAGGCUCCAGGCUCCGAGCUGUCAGCACAGAGCCUGACAUGGGGCUUGAACCCACCAACUGUGAGAUCAUGAUCUGAGCCAAAGUCGUACGGUUAACCGACUCAGCCACCCAGGCACCCCUGAGUCCUUUGGCAUUUAAAUAGCAUGCCUGAGAUCACAUUGUGCAUUGUACCUGAGCCAGAGCCAGAGUCAGAAUCAGAAUCAGGUGUUCUGUCCUCGGGCCAUGUCCCUCUAACACUGGCUGGGGAAAAGUGAUACAGAGCAGACAAGAAUUCAGAAAGUGAAGCUUUAUCACAAGGACUCCUAUAGAGUUAAACCCAUUUGUAUGGCACCCCACAAUGACUGAUGAUAUUAAUGAUCAUAAUUAUGACUUCCAAGUUAAAGACAAGCUUUAAGUUAUGAGAUUUAGGAAGUGAGAAAAUGUAAUGCAUUUUGGAAAGCUAUCCAACAAAAAUGUUUGGCAUAAAAAUAAUGUGAAGUUUUAAAAGGCUACGCUUCAGUUAUCUGGAUGAAUGACUUACGAAAAAUAUGUUAGUCCCCAGUGAAGACAGGAAGGAGCUAUCUAAUAAAUCUGUAUGCUCACCAGACCUGUGUACUCCUUGGGGGUAUUUUCCCUUUGUGUGUGGGAGUCAGACAUACGGAAAACGAUCUCAUUUCCUGAAUGACCUGAAAAGGACGCAUCACCCCGCCAGCACGAGCACUAAGGGUGAGUGUGCACAAUGAUGUAAGUGUCGCCACAGUGUAGUUCCAGUCACCUCUACUUCAGAUUUUGAUUCGCAUUUUAUUCUGUCUGGUGUUCUUUGGUUCUCAUCUAUAAAGUCGAUUUCCCUUAAGAGGAUUGUAAGUUGCUGGGAAGAGGGGCCAGUCAUUGCCUUACCGCCGAGCCCUUCUCGGGGAAGACCAUGGACACGGGAGUGGACCGACAGGAGUGUGAAUCCUGGUCCUUGAACUUGAAUUUAUUAAUCUUCAUCUUCAACCUGUGAACUCAUCUGAAGUGGUAAUAAAGAUACCUGUCUCUUGGGAUAUGUCAAUUUCAUAAUGCAGCAACUUACUUUGUUAAAGAAAAAAAAAAGGUAGUUCUCUCUCCCUUUAUGUAUCCUCCACAAUAUCUAGAUCUGGAAGGAGCUAGAGAUUUUCUAGAGCGUGCCUACGUGAUACAGUUGGUGCAGCGGCCAGAGAUGUUGACGGUUUGCUCACGUGGCUGGUAGGUGGCACCUUCCAGAACCAAAGAUCUAGGUCUCCCCAGUUGGCCGACUCCCAGCAAGCGUCCUUGCCGCUGUCCCACUGGUUUCUCCUAGGGCUGGGGUCACUCAGUCCUGGUUGAGCAAAGCUCAUAGUUUAACUUUAAUUGAAUGCAAGCCUUGACAAUAGGACAGAUGAGCCAGCUGCGGUUACAUGAUAAUAACCAAGGCCUUUGGCAUCUUCCAGUAAAGUUUUGAGGGAAUGGCUAGUACGGUUCUGAAUAAGUUUCAAAGAUAAAAAGAAAAGGAAAAAAAAAAAAAACCCUAAGCCUGGAAGUACUGUGCAGUGACUCUAACUAGCAUUAUUACUCAGCACUCAAGUAUUUGAACCUACUCAGGGAUCCGCUGGUUCACACAGUUGCUUAUUAUUUGCGGCUGGGGUGAGACUUGAACGAGGGCAUCGGUUCUUUAGUCUGCUUUUGUUGAACAGGCAGUUCCACGUCUGUCUGACCACAGAGCAGACACUGUUUGCUGAGGGGUGGUGAAUUUCCAGUUUCAAGAGCCGGGAGUAUAUAUGGCUCUUGGUGGAAGUUUAUACAGAAGAGUCUGAGAAAGCCAAAUUUGUUACUUUGGGCCAUGAGGGAGCCUUUGUUUUUAGAUGUUCAGGGACCGACGUAUCUGUUUUCAGCAGCUUUGUUCUCUUUGCCGUGGACUUGAAAUGCUUUCCUGAGUUUUCCUCUGCGUGUCCACGUUCCAUGACAAGAUGAAAUGAAUGACCCUUUUUGAGGCACAGUGGGGAGAAUGUUGGCUCCUCGUCUGCUGACCCCACGCGGCGGGCGUGGGUGCUUUCGGGCUAUUGGAAAAAGAGCAUAGGUUUGGAAAGAAACCGUUCCUCUGCACUCUUCCUUGGAAAACACAAGUGAAAGCUGGAUAUUUUCUUCUCAGCUGCCUUGUCCCCUCCCCAGUGGGUUAUGACGGGCCAUGUAACUUUAUCUUUCUGGAGACUUAUCUGUGUAACAGGCAGUAACCCCUGCUCCACUGACAUCCCCUGUAUGUGAGGAAGCAGUAACCAAAGAUGAGAUGCUGACUCUAAACUAUUUCCUGGAAGAAAGGAGCUGCAGAUACAAAUCAGCCUGGUAAUUAAAAAAAAAAAAAAAAAAAUGAAGCCCCAAAGAACAGCCUGUUUGUCUCUGAAGUUACCCAUUUCUCUAACACCUUUCCUUGUCCCCUAGUGAAAGUGUGGGUCUGGGUGUGGCCCUGGUGACAGCGUUGGGAGAUGGGAAAGAAAGGAGAGGGCUCAGAUCUGCCCGCCUGGCCACAGGUGUGGCCAGAGCAGCGCUGGGCUCCCUGAUGGAGAAUCCAGGUCAAGGGACAAUUUAGAGUUUGUGUCAUCCAAAGCCUACUAAUUAACACUCAGAUCAAUACAUCUGCACUGGGGUGGGCAAGAGGGAAUGUCACAGAGACUUGAUAGAAAGGUGGGUGGGACUUUGCUGAGCUCUUUUCUGGAUUGUUCUGAGGAGCUCAGCCAAGGGAAGGGGACUUUUCUCCACCUUAGUUCCUUCAUUAUUCACUGUUGCUUCAAGACCAUUUGUCUUUCCCACAGUGUCCUUGACCAUCGAAUCAGAGUCUCCUGCCAGAGGAGAACCACAUAAGAGAGUCUUGUGACUCACCAUAUGGUCUAGCUGUGUCUUUUCACGUAUAGACAGACUUGUGAUCACAGGUGGGGCCCCCAAGGGGACAGAAGUGGAUUCUCUUUCCUCUGGGCCUGUGUGUGUCCUUGUGCCCAGCUUCCUGACACAUAGUUGGUACACCCUCGUUUUGGGAGAUGGAAAAUCGGAAGGAUUGGACCCCUGGUGCAUUUUGUAGUCGCUGUGUCCUCCUUUUGACCUGAGAUGUGGGAGGUUUCAGAUCUGUGUCAUGAGGUCACAUGACUGGUACUUUGCACUGUUGAGACCCAUGGCUCUCCUCACUCGUGGGUCUUGACAUUAAUGGCCAGUGAUGGGUGGGGACAGCAGGUCAGGAGUCCCUCUCACUUGGUGCCUUUGAUGUGGUCUGUGUUCGAAGUGAGGUGAACGAGGUGGGGAGAGCUGUCAUUUGGGACUGAAAUAUGAGUGACAUAGGUCCUUGGUCUGGAGGUGUCCUCUUCCCCCUGGCCAGGAGGGCUGAAUGACCCAAGGUGGCUGACUACAUCCCAGAUCCCCUGGAAAACUGCUAGCUCUUUAUUUGACUUUGUGCCAUUUAGUCCUUCCCUUAGUCUGCUGACUUGAAUACUUUAGGAUGAAGUGGAAGGAGAGACCUUAUGAGUCGAAAAGGUAAGAGUUUUUACCCUCCCAGGGCACCUGGGUUGGGUGGCUCCGUUGGUUAAGUGUCUGACUUCGCCUCAGGUCAUGAUCUCACGGUUCAUGAGUUCGAGCCCCACAUCAGGCUCUCAGCUGUCAGCUCAUGGAACUCCGCUUGAGAUCCUCUGUCCCUCUCUCUGCCCCUCCCCUGCUCGCUCUCUCUCUCUCUCAGAAAUAAGUAAACAUUAAAAAAUUAUUUAAAAUAAAAAAGAGUCUUUACCUUCAGAAAACCAGAGACACAGAGGCUCACUUUCUGAAUUUUGCAUUGCACUUUUUUGUGUCUCUGAGACUUUAUGCCUUUGACUGUGAGCUGGGUGGCGAUGGUCCAUUUCUCUGCAGACAGAAGCCCCCUGUAGGUCAGAUGUAGCUUUUGAACACAGUGGAAUCCAGUGGGGAUGUUGGAGGGCACAGGAAGGCCAGAGUGAUGAUCUUAUCAUCUUUGUGUUGCCAAGAUAGGCGGGGAGAUGGGCAAAGGGACCCGGGCAUUCAGAUACAUCUCAAGUGGGGCACCUAUUAGAAUAUCCGUCUUACUUACUCCCACCCUUCCCGGUACUUUGGCUCUUCUACACUACCUACCUCAGGAAAUUGAACCAGGGGGCCCUGAUAUCAAUGGCAGGAUAUUUCUUGAUCGUCUUUUGGGUGCAAGGGGAGAUCUGUGGGACAAGACCUCAGAGGGAAAAGAACCCUAAAACUGCAAGAAGGAAACAAGGUCUAGAGCCAUGCAGACCCGCUGAAAGGCCUAGUUAUUCCUGCAGAGAGGGAAGAGGUGGCCCCAAGGGCAGAAGUCACCGUUACUUUGAGUUAGCUCUUCUGAGAACUCUUCUGUCUCAAAAAAUUUGGUAAAAUAGCCAAAUGGAGCUUCUGUAAACCAUGGGGAAUGCCUAUGUGUGCUUUUGUGGUUAGCUCUCGUGUUGAGCAGUCUGAUUUAAGGGAAAGAUGCUUCUGUGUACAUUUCCAUUUCAGUUGUGGUAUUUGAAGGUUUACCAUGGAGGAGGAGGUGUGGGUGAAUGAGAAGACAGUCCUCUUGCCUCUUGCUUCAGUUAUAUCUAGGUUACAGGCGAAAGUAAGUUCACAACACAUCCACUUUCUUAUUCGGUCGGGUCCAUUUUAGGAUGGCCCGCAGAGGCCAGGGCAAAUCCAGUCACUCUACCUUGGCGCUCCUGUUUCUGGACUGCCGGACUCAAUGCCAAGUGGAUUAUUGGAAAGAAUUCACUUCACAGGCUUGGCUCCCGGAUUGGUGUCUGUGAUUCUCCGUGGGGUCUCGUAUUAGGGCUCUCUUCUCUUAAUCCUUGUGGGGCCCGUGUUGACAAGAUUAUGCUACUUUGGGGAAGUUCUGGCCGCACACUUCCCCAAGCAGGGUGAGGCAAGUGUUGUCCAGCUGGCUGCCUAUUGGGCAGUUGGCCAUGCUUGGCACUUCUGAGUUUCUGGUAUACCAGUUGCCAGAAAGGCAGUCUCUCAGCUGGUCCUGGUGUCCCCAGGGCACAAAUGUUAGGCUCUGGAGGAAAAUUUCGUAAGUUCGCAUUCAUUCUUUGUUUUCAUGUGUGUGCAUUUAUGGCAUUAUAAUUGAAGUGCAUUUAAAGAUGGCUCCACACUCCAAAGCCUAGCAAGUAGCUUCUUUGGGUCAGGGAGAGGUCCCAGAUAAAAUUAUUGAAGGCCCAUGUGCAAGAACGCGCACUGGAGGUUAGAAUGAGCCUGUGCUAAGGAGAACAGUGAGAGGGUCGCAGACACCAUGCCUUUAGAUGCUAUUUUUAGUUCUAGUCAUGACUGUGUGGUAUGGCUUAUGCUUCCUUGGGCAUCAUUCCGCUUUUAUUCUAAGCGUUUGUUCUUGUGACUCUGCGUACACGCUCGUGUGCAUGCUCACAGGAUCAUAAGUCACAGAAAUUACGGUAUAAUCUGUUUUCUAGCUUAUAGAGUGAAAGAUUGCACAAAACCCAGCCUUGUGGCAAGAAAACCUUACAUAUAGAUGUAAAAUAUAUCUCCUUGGAGGGCUGGCUUUCUGAUGGGCUAUAAACGGAUUGUUAAACAGCAAUGUGAGGGGCUGUUAACAAGCUGUUUCUAGGAGCAUCUCCCUGGUCUGGUCUGAAAAGGUAAUGUGUACAUAUUAGAGCUAUGAAAUAGUUUUCCUGUGGUGUUUAUAUGUUGGUAGAUCGUGUGUGUGUGUGUGUGUGUGUGUGUGUGUGUGUGUGUCUUCAGUGGUGAAUGAACUGAAGAGAUCCUUUUAAAUGUUGUUUCUUUUCUUCUACAUUAAGUGUCCACAUUCUACCUUGGGCUGUGUUCUGGUUUUUUAAGCUGGCUUAAGUGAAGAGGUGUUUGGUCAGCCAAACUUCAGAAAGCUUCAGUUCGUUUAUGAAAAUACCCUAUGUAUGCAAUCACUGCUUUAAGGACUUAGAAGACACCAAUGGAUGGGUAAAUCACCUCCUCAUGAGCAAAGUAGCAUUCAGGUUUCCAAGUUCAGCAAAGCAGUGUUCCUAUUAGGUAUCUAAUAUGAGUUGAACUCCUUUUCACGGUCAGGUGUCCUAGCUGAACGUGGGUCCGUGCCAGUUUCUGCUACUAUUGGAUUUUAAUGAGAACUCUUUCUUGUUACUAGGAUGCCAUGCUUCUACUGUGUUCACAGCUGCUGUGUUAAAAAACAGGUGUCUCUUAUAAUCCUCUGACUGGAUCAGUUUGCUAGGCUGGCAAAGCCUCGUUAUUAUAGUUUUUAUUUAUUUAUCUGUGCCCCACAUAGGUCAGACACUGCCAGGAGCUGUUGGUGAGCGGGAUUAAUGUGAGAGAAGAUGGUCGCUCUCCUUGGUGGAGGUUUCUGUGAAAAGAAUCCAUCUAAGAUCUCACACCACAAAGACAGAGCUAAAUAAAACUGUUCGGGAUACGAAUCACAGGGGAGAACAGCCAAAAGAAGGAUAGUAAAUGAAUAGUUCUGCCAAGUCACCUCUCUGUCAUUCUUCAAAGGCCAACUUAAAGCCAGUGCUGCCACAAACGCCAUCCAGGACUAAGGGGCGUGAGUGAUGGCCCUUCUCUGGUCCCUGGCACAGUAACAGAUUCAUCCGCUGGUGCUUCUUAAGGCUGCUGGUCCCUAAGCUUCUGGAAGGCAGAUGUUCUGUCUUCUCAGGCCUGGAAGGCAAGCUGGGGUCCUGCCGCACGCUUCAUCCCUCUCACCCUGAUUUUUUCUUCUUCGUCCUCACUGGUACUGUCUUCCCUCCGGCCCCAGAUUUUUCAGGAGUCUGCCACCUCACCGUCCUACCUCCGUGCCCUACACUUUCCAGUCCAACCCACGGUGAUUCUUUGCCGGCUAGAAUUUGGUCCCGUGAGUUCCUUUUCGACGCUGCCCCUCAGGAUGAAACCCAGCCCUUCAUCAUGGAAGGCCCGGUGCACUCUUCCUUUCCGGAACCCUUCUCCAACCUCCCCCUCCGUAUUAGCUUCCAACCAAGACCUGCUCUUCUCUCAAACCACAUAAUGAGCUUAGUGCCUGGAAUCUUCCCCUCAUUCUUUUUCUGCCUGGUAGCCAGCCUGUCACCUAAAGCCCAUUUCUCAAGCUUUCCGUGUUGCUGAUAGGCACAGUGUCCUUCAACUCAUUGAACAUGCCUGCUGUUGGCAUUGAAUUCAGCGAGAGCCCAUGGGGAGCAGGAGUCUGAGGGAUUCGUUUUUUAUGUUUCCAGUGUCCAGCACAGUGCUUGGCACAGAGAAGGUCCAAUGUAUGUUAGCCAAAUAGAGUUUUUUUUUCAAUCAACAAGUAUUUAUUAAGCUUCUGUUAUGGGCUCAGUGGGUGCCAGGCUCUGUGAUACGUAAGUGGGAAGAGGAACACCUUGCACAGUCGAAAUCCUGAGCAACUAACCCUUAAAGGUAGAGGAAGGAAGAAAGAGAGCCCACUUUUGCUGCAGUGUGAGACCACGAGGCAAGGCUAUCUGCACUGUCAGCCCCCGUACCUAAGGUGCUCAUGAGAGACUUCAGUGCUGGACACACACACCCACAGGACCCACUCACACUUUCCCUCUUGAUUGCCCACCUUCCAGAGAGGAGCACAGAUAGCUGGAGAAGAGGCUCCAGGACCUUUAGGCCAGAUGUGAAGGGAGAAGCAUGGAAAGCCCCAAAUGAGUAAAUGUAUAUACUGAUCUGCCCUCUUUAUUGGCUUGGCUCAGGAUGCCCCUGGGUCCGGGAGAGAGAGCUGAUAGCUGUGUGUUGCCGCCACGUGUAGCCUUGACAUCGUUGGCCGUGAUCCUCUGGGAACCAGCGGCUGGUCGCCACUGCGGGGGGCUGCCCGUCGUCCCCUCCCCUCAUUCCUCUCCCGGCUGGUUGGCAGAGAGAGCCUGAGAGAGCAGCACAGCUUCCUGAGCCUUCUGUGAAGUCUGUGAUUGCCUUGCCAAGUCAAGGGAGGAAUCUGAGCCUGCACUUGGGUCAGCCCUUUUCAGCUUUCUCCUCCUGAUCCCGUGUUCUGUUCUGUCUCCACUUAUCUGAGCCGCUGAUCUCCUUGGAGCUCUUAUUUUACUCCCAGCAUGUUGCCCUGGGGGCCUAAACUGGAGAGAACACCUGAGUGUGCCACAGGACUAGAAAAACAACUCAAAGCCAUGUCUUAGGGGCCGGAUGACGGCCUCACCAUUUCUCUUCACACUGGACAACUCAGUGCUCCUUACUUAAAGAGGAGGCUCUUAGCAGAUUGUGUUAAGGGUUAUGAACAGUCUGGUAAGUGGGAAAUGGACCAAGAGGGAAAAGUCAGGUAUUUUCAGAUACAAGCAGACAUCCCUAGACCUUCCACACAAGCCCAAAUGUCUCAUUUUCUUAUUCUUGUCUGCCAUUAACAUACAGCUGGGAUGUGGGGCAUUGGAGAUAUGGGAAAAGUUUCAACUUCCUGAACCCAAGCAGACCCCAGCAAAGGUUCCCCAAACUGUCACCUGCCAGGUUUUCCUGGCUACCUGUGAGGGGGGGCGCUCUUUUCCAGACCCACACUGCAGCUGCCGGGCUAGCCCUCCCGGCCUCCAUCUCAGCUCUGCUGCAGGGGACCCGUCUCCACACUGCUUAGAGUGUCUAGGCCUUUCUGUCCCUGCCGGCAGCCCGAGGUUUCCCUGGCCUCAGAUCGGCUCCAGGAGGGGUGGUGUGCAGGUCAGGAGCUGUUACAGCCACACUGGGGAGCAGCAAGGGCAUCGGCCGGCGUGUUCCCAGUGCAAGCACACAUUUAUGGAACUGCUGAGGUGGGGGUGGGCACUAAUGGUGCACCCUCGGGAACAUUCUGCGCAUCCGCCUCGUAACGUCUAGGACAGAGUGGUGCUUUCUGGUUUCCUCCCACCGCUGCUGUCCUUGCUCAACCUCUCCACUGCCGAGGCUGUUGAUUUAGAGGCCAUUUCUCUCCUGUCCACUUCCCUUUCCUUUCCUUCCAGCCUCAGGAGACCCAGGAGUAGGCUUAUGGUUCAGGGCACACGGGAGCCCGGGGCUUAGCGCUGCUGAGACCCGGGGUUCCUGAUGACUAAUAUGCCAUAGUCUCAUCUUGGGUCCCAUUUGGUUCUGUGAGGAAUCACAGUCCUUGUUCUCUCAACCUGCUUAGGAACAUACUUUUGAACCUCCACAACUGUAUUAGGGCCAUCAGUCUUUGUUUUCACUUGCAGUUGCUUCCAAAGUGACCUACCCGGGAGCGCAUUUCAGGAUGCUUUUCUUUUCUUUUCUUUUCUUUUCUUUUCUUUUCUUUUCUUUUCUUUUCUUUUUUAAUUUUUUAAAAUGUUUACUUAUUGAGAGCGAGCAAGCAAAAGAGAGAGAGGGUGAGAAACAGAGUGCAAGCAGGGGAGGGGCAGAGAGAGAGGGAGGGAGACACAGAAUCCGAAGCAGGCUCCAGGCUCUGAGCUGUCAGCACAGAGCCAGACGCAGGGCUCGAACCCACGAACUGUGAGAUCAUGACCUGAACCAAAGUCGGACGCUUAACCAACUGAGCCACCCAGGCGUCCCUUAGGACACUUUUCUUAAUGAGUUGUUGAAAUAUAAACAAGAGUAGAAUAGCAAGUUCCCAUGCAAUUGUGUGGGAGGGACACCCCCCCCCCUCCCCCAGCCGCUACCACCAUGAGAAGUUACCACAUUUUCCAAACCCUAAGUGGUGAUGUGUGAUCUGGUAAAGGACUCCUCACUGUUUUUUAUUUACGUUGCAAGCCUUACCAAAGGGUAUGCUGUUAUAUUUUAAUAAAUCACUUUUAUUGAAAAUAAAAUCCUGUGAGAUCCGAGCUGUUGAAGAAGAGCCUCACCUCCAACCAGUCUUCCAGAGUGGCAAAGGUGAUGCCCCGUGACCUAGAUACCUCCCCGCGGUGGGUCUUUUCUGAACUUGUUCCAUUUUGACGACCCCUGGCUGGGACCGAGAAGGAUUACUGAGUAUGUUUGUCUUUCUUCUGGAUAGAAGUUGCAAGGACACUUAAGCCUGAAUGCUUCAGGGCAGAAUCUGAUCAGAGCUGAGAUCAGGAAGAAAUUUUCCCCCUGGGGGAUCAGAUUGCACAAUGGCCCGGCCAGGUGUGCUACCUCUGUUAAACAAACAUGCACGAGCACAUGUCACCUCGCUGGCCAUCUUUGGGGCAGGCUGUUGGACCUCAUGGGCCAGGAGUCUGACUCCUUUGGCAGGUCCUGCGCUCGACGAUGGAAGGCGACUGCCCCAUGUAUUCCUGCACUUGACUUUCCUCCAGCUUCCUGUACUGAACUCAGGGCCGUGUCUUCAGACCCUCAGAACUCUCCGCAGCUUUGCGGGAGAUUUCACGUGGGGGUCUAAGUAUAUACACAGCCAUGCACACAUGCAACACAUCUUUGAGGAGUUUUCUGUAAACUCGCUGCGCCUCUCCUGGGCAUUACUGUAGUUCCUACACCGCAUCAAACCCAUAUGCAUUCCCAGAACAUCAAAAUACUGUUCACAACCAAUAGUAGAAUUCUUUACCCUAAGGCCCACGGUUGACGAUCUCAGACCUGCAUUGUGGGCGGCUUCGAAGUCCGAUCCAAAAGUCCGAUCAUGGACCUUUUCUUUUCUUUUCCUUUCUCUUCUUUUUAAGGCCCUGUCUGUGCUGCCUCUUGCGCGGUGAGAUAAUUACCAGCGAUUCCCAGGCUCUUCUUCCUCUGCGUCUCUAUCUCCUGUGGCGCACGACUUCCUUGUCUCUCUAUUAUUAGCCUACUUAGCUUUACCAUUCACUUCCCCACCUCUCCCUGGUUCCCCCCUCAUCUUCCUCCAGUCUUUGUUUUCCCUUCACCUCUGUAAAGUCAUUUUGGGGAGCCCUCUCCUUGUUCUGUUCAGAUGGAAAGCUGCUUUUUCUUUAUCCCAGUACAAUUAAGUAGUUUCUCCUUCAUCUCAUCAUGCAUUCUUUCAUAUUCCCCAAAUAGAAAGCAGUGCCCUCCCAUGCAUCAUGUCUGGCUGGCGAACCUUUAAAACAGGAGGUGCCCAGGUGACCCCCGCCUCCCCCACAGGUGUGCUGUAUUCCCAGGACUGCGGGCUCCGAUGCCCUUCCGGCCAGCUCCCUCACCUGCGACACCAUUGUGUGCUCUCCUUUCUGCUUUUUGAUGAUUCUGCCCCAAUCACGUUCCUUUCCCAAAUUACUGUUUUAGUACUUAAUGGUUCACCUUGGUUUGCUCAUUUUGUAGUUUAUUGUUUCCCUUUUCCCUCUAAGUUUUUCUGUUUCUUUGGGGAACACUGAUAUUCCUGUUAAUUAGAGAUUAUACCAGUUUUCAUUACCUAAAUUUGCUAAAUGGACAUAAUGGUGAGUAUUUGGCACUUACGUGAAGCAUGCCCUUUGGAAAUAGGGGAAGACAAGUAGAAUUAAGGGCAGCUCUUGGUAUAACAGUAAUUCCAGAUUUAUGGAAAGAAGUAGUUUGUGAGAUUCUUACACAGUAAAAGCUUGAAAGUAACUCUCUUCUUUGUAAUUUAUGCAGCUCUCAGUUUGGGUAAGAAACCCAGUUUAAAUGUAAAAGUUUUUCAAAUAGAGGACUGAGAAAUUGUCAUUAUUGCUUUAAUUUUAACAACUAAUAAUUAAUUCCUGUCGGUUAAGAGUUUUAACGUUUAUGAUACAUUACGGUCUUAGCCAAUUGGGAAUUACAAUUUUUGGUUUUAUAGCAGAGUUUAUAAUGUGGGCUGUGAUGUAUUUAAGUAGCAAAAGUGCAUUUCUUUAAAUAGGCUUUCCUAUUCAGACUUUUACUGAGGUAGCCAUAUCCUCUGACGCUUUAUCACUACCCAUUUGUAAGAUUUUUUGCUCUAAGGGUAGUUUCAUCCUGUUUGCGACAUACCCUGCUCUGGGAAUAGAUAGAAGAAGUUGAGGGAAUUUUGUUUGAGUCAUACUCCCAUCAAAGAGCAACAUCAUUUUAGGAAUGAAAGCAGAGAAGUUCUCACUCUUCUAAAAAUAAUGGGGAGAAGAUUUAGGGAGGUAGCUUAUGGGAUCAGUUUUAAGACCAGGCCAGGCAUACAAGCGAAUUCCCUCUUUGUAAAUGAGAAGUAGCCUCUAAUAGCUUUCAUAUGGUUAGGUGAGCAGGUGACAUUUUAUUCCAUGCAAGGCACGACGCUUCCAUAAGUACUGCACUUCGAAACUUGCCCUGUGGAGUUUGUAAAAUGUUCUUUUCAGGGCGCUGGCUCCGUUGGUAGAGCACGUGACCCUUGAUCUCGUGGUCGUCAGUUCAAGCCCCAUGUUGGGCGUAGAGAUUACUUAAAAAUAAAAUCUUAAAAAAAAAAACCCUCAAAAUGUUCCUUUCAGGAUUUUAAUCAUGUAUAUAUAAUAAAACAAAGAGCACCUUGCAUCUUAUUAAAAUCAUGUGUGCUUUUUGGAGAGGUGAGGGAGCAGGGAUUGUGGAUUUUUCUUGCUUUUCCUUAUCUGCCUUGCUUCUAAGAAGUGAUGGGAAUAACCCAAACUGUAAAUGUCGUUGAGGAUGUCUGCUUCCCAGGACAGGAACCACCCCCACCCCUACCCCAACUUGUAUCUCAGUUGGUCCUGAAAAGGAGGAGUGGAGAAAGCUGUUGAUUUUUUUUUUUUGGGGGGGGGGGAACUCAGUUUUAGCCUUCACAGCAGGUCCAAAACCAUGAGGACUUACUAGCUUAGACCUGGGAGCCAGCGGGGUUUAGCGGUGGGGGUAGAAAAUGGAGAUUCUGGCUCAAGGCACUGCUAUUAUAGUCUGAGAGUUGUUUAACAGGGCUCUAGUUGGAAGCCUCGUUUCUCUCUUUUCGUUAAACGUCGGUAUGCCGUGCAGUGCUUGGGACAAGCCACGUCGUGAUGUCUAUCCGGUCAGUUCUGAUGGCCGAGCACGUGUAAUUCAGACGGUAGUCGUGAGGAUAACUGAAUGUAGACAUUUGGAGCUUCAGUUUUUAGAAAUUUAGGCUCCAGCUAGAACCCCGGUCUCCUGACUCCCAGCCAGCUUACUGAUUUUUAAUUCAAUCGUUGGUUUUACUUCAGGCUUUAUGUUCAAAAUGACAGAUUCAAGUCACAUCACUCUAAUUAGUGGGAAGUUUGUUUGUUUGUUUUAAUCAACCAGGUGGACCAAGUGAACGGAUCUACUUCUCAUUUGGGUGUUUUUUGGUCGUGUAAGCAAAACCACAAACUCAGAAGCUCUUACAUGCUUCACGUUUGUUUUUUGGGUCUUGUUUUUUGUUUUUGUUUUUCUGUUUCUGAAUUCAGAGUGAAUUGAGGAUGGUGAAGUAGGAAAUAGAACAUAAUACAGCAUCCACUCCUCUGUCUUGCCACCUGCACUCCCAUCGGGUGUCGUAGGGCUCAUUUUAAGGUGAGAGUUCCAUGCCGCCUCCUUGACCACCCUGUUUCCUUCUGCCAAAAAAAUAUGAUCGCAAGGUUUUAAUUUCACAGUGCACUUUAACUAUAGAAAGGAACCAACUCCCACCCCAAACCGAAUUGCCUUCGAGAUCCUAUUAAACAGCGAAUGCCCUGAACACCAGUAUAUGAAAAUGCUUUUCUCGGAUGAGCUCAAAGCAUUUCAUCCUCCAAAUAAAAUCUAUCUGCUCGCACUUAGAUUGUUCAAAGGCAGAUGGUAGGCAAUUGAAACGGAGAGGCAAGCUGGCAAAAGAAAAAAUAAAACCACAAAUAUCUGAACAUGAAGGUGAUCUACGCUCUUGCCAAACCCCCUCCUAACUUCGUUAACACAGCAGUGUAGCAAUUAAGUAACAUGGGAACUCAGACUCAUAUGGCUAAUACAAUUGUCCUCCGUUAAUGGGGUGAAACAAAGCUUGCAUAUAAUAUACAGCUCGCCAAAAUGCAGAGCUAAAGGAGAGUUUAAGAGGGAAUCAGCGGUGGAGCCCAUCAACCAUGCUACCCAUACCAGACGAGCACCCGAUUGGAAUCUCGCUGACCCUUACCACAUAUUAACAGUGGGGUCACUGAGAUGAAAUGUUGGCUGUCACAGAGUCGCCACGUCUUAGGAACAGGGGCCGCUCAACGAUACUGAGCUUCAGAGAGGCAGUAAAAUGCCCUCGAGGUGAGGGGAAGGAAGGGGGUGAACAGAAUGGCUCAGAACACCGGGAGAAUCCACAGUAGCUGCUUUGUGGGAAACCCUGAAUGAGCCAGGAGCAAACAUUAUUAUUGCCGUCAUACUGCUGUGGGACGGCCGUGUGAUGAGACAGCCCUCUCGGUUCCCUUAGUCUUAUAACCGACCAGAGGACUUUGCAGCCACCAAAACCUGGCACUUGUCACUAACCUUGAACUUGAACACUCCGUGACAGAAGGGGAAGGGCGUGUGUGUCUCAGCUGCCGGAGCCGGGUGUCUGUGUGGCUGCUGUCUCGUAGCCGGCCAUUUGUGGCUGUGCCGGGGCCAGGCUGUAGUGUCCCAGGGUGCGUGAGUGACAGGGUGCCGGUCCCCACUGCGGAGGGGGCAGCCUUCCGAAGCAGGUGGGGCUGGUGUGUGCGAGGGGGUGUGCUGGGCAGGAUGUGAGAGGAGUUUACUCUGCUGAGCGGCAGUCUGGGGAUGCGUGUGAGGAAGGCGACCGAGAUGGCUCCCGACAGCGGGCUGGGUGUGGGAGACGAGGCUCCGACUGCCACCAGAAAAAGGCAGGAGGGAUGCUUGGUAUCGAAAGGAAACCACUGCGUGCAAAGUCAACCUUUUGCUGCCUGAGUAAUGAAGGGGAGACUUGGGCGAGUUAGCCCUCCGUGUGAAAAGGCAAUAAAAUCAGGUCUUGAACUUUGUAGUCAUACAAAGUUCAAGUAACGAGGUGUCUGAGGGGCCGUGAUUGAGAGGAAAAUUAUGGCGUGUGAAUGAGUGAAUGCGUUGCCUCGCAAAUCAGUGUUUCUCCUCCCAGGCCCUCCACGUGGUUGUCCCAGAUACACGGGUUUAUCUCUUACAUAAGAGAGCUUGUUGCAUUUUAUUGCUGUAUCCCGUUUUCCACUGUUGUCUUGCCUCAUGGUCCUGUGUCUGAUCCUGGCCAGAUGUCACCAGCGACUAGUGUUAGAAUGGUUUUUUCUUUCCCUUCCUGGUCAGACCAUGGCCCGCGGUUUCUCCCUUGGGAUUUGGUAGUGAUUCUCGACUGUUGUGAGUACAAUGCAGCAUAAAAAGCUCCGUGGUGGAGGGGCCAUAUAAUGGAAUUUGGUGGAAGCCAGUGUUGUUUUUAUUCUUCUGCCGAUGCCGAUCUAUCCCAGGGAAUGUGUCUUUACUCACAAAGAAUGGCCUCUGUACCACCUUGCUCUAAAAUGUACAAGGUCACGGUAAUGCGCAUCUGACAGGUUUGUCGGCUUUGACCUUGGGGACCGGCAGACCACCCCCGAAAGUACAACGUGUGGGAUCAGCAAACAAGAGCAUGCGCUCACACGGCCGGAGCAUUAGCGUCCUUCCUUUUCCGCCUUGAGUUUGAACUUGUUGGUUCCAUAGGCCCCGGGACUUCGCUAUAUGAAAUGCCAGAGGGUGCUCAAAGGCGAAUGUGGAGGAAGAGGGAAAGCAGGAUUCUGGGCCAGAGAGCAGAUGGCCAGCUGGUGACCUCGGGAGGGAAGCUGAGGCUUUUAGAGUAAAAAAACUAGUAAUUUUUUUUUUUUAAGAGGGAUUUUUGUUAAGUAGUACCAUAGCUCCAAGUUGGAGAAUUCCAAAAGCAGUCAUUGAUGCCUGCCCUCGAGGGUUUACAAUCCAAAGAGGAGACAGCGUUUUUAGUUUAACGCGACGAAGGUAUGCAGAAGUCAGCCAGAGAAAAUGGAAACACCCUUGGUCCGCCACCUUCUGUGGCCCUGUGCGCUGUGGCUCUGGGCCUAGGGGAUUUUUUAGAUUUGUUUUUGAUGCUUUUCCCCCACGAUGACCUGGUUGUGCAACCCUACAUUUGGAAGCCAGCUGCUUCCUGCUGCUCUUUUCCAGGAGAGUGUGAAUAUCCAUCUCCCGGAGUGAUGAUGGAGACGAGGGUGGGGGCGGGGAGGGAGACUGCUCAUCCUCCUCUCACUCUCCCUCAUCCCAUGUCCCGCAUUCAGCUGGGAACCGGGCAGAUGCUCAGGAGGCCUGUGGCUGUGUCCCUGCCUCGCUCUGAGUGGUGGUGGGGAGCCUGGUGGUAAUCUGAGGAGGGACAGCCCUCCUAAUGCAGGAGGGAAGCUGCAGCUCUUGUUGAAGGCAUCGGAUAUGUCACGGGCUGUGCCGGUACAGCUAGGCCCCCUUCGGCUCCCGGGGCAGGCCUUGCCUCUUGGCAUACACACAUUUAUUUAUAGUCACAGACCUAGCAGCAGCCGCAGGGGUGAGCCUCGUUCUCCAACCUGCCAAAGUUGAUCACCACGGGAAGCAAGAACCCCGGGAUCUUUGUUGCCCCAAACUACCUGCAGUGCCCAGGUGGUUUUACAUCCAUCUCCGAACUACCCAGAAACCAUUCAGAGAGGACCUCGUAGAGAUCGCCAUUUGUUUUUGUGCUACAGAGGGCAAAAAUAAAGGAGGCAAGCAAACAAACCAAAAAAAAAAGCGCUCGGAAGUGCUUUAAUGGUAGUGGUGUAUAUCUGAAAAGUAGUAUACAUCCCUGGGCGGGGACCUCUACGCGUUUCAGUCACUUGGAAAGAACACACUUUUCCAGACAUCAUGGUACAGCCCUCUAAAGUUAGUUAGCACCUACUGUACCUUCACAGGAAAUGCCAGUUUGAAGAUGAGACGUGUGAGACGUGGAGCUUUUUUCUUUUCCUCCCCCUAGCAAAUAGGGGGAGUUGAGGAGCUCUGUGUACCUAGAAAUGGUUAAAUGAGACGCUGCUGCAAAGAAAAAGUCGCCAAAGGCAAAUUGAAGGCUCCUAUCUCGCUCCCUGCCCUGUGUUUCUUGCCACAGUCUGGGGCCACUCUGGCUGCUUGUUCGCGUCCCCUUCCUUAUUAGUGUGCAGUGGGCCCAGGCUGGGUGAUGGCUUGGAGAUGACUGUGGACAGUCAUUGGUGGAGACAUUGUGAGCAGCAUCCAGCAUUGUCCCCUCUCCUCGGUUAUUCUCAGUGUGGAAUGCAGGAGCUGUUAGAGGCACUGCUCGGUCAGCCUGUCCCUCCCCACAACCCCCCGUCAUUGUGCUUUCCUAGAAGACUCCAGAAACUCCCUGUUGCCCUCAGGUGAAAGCCCAGCUAACCCCAACGAGGCCAUGACACCCUGUGUGAUCCGGCCCUGCUUACCUCUCUGUUCUUGUCCCUCGUCUCUUGCCCUCGGAUUCCCUUUACCCACACCAACUCUACAGGAUCCCAGGAAGGUCCUCUCCCCUCCUGGUCUUUGCCCUUGCCAUUUCUUCUUUCUGAAAUAUUCCUCUAUCUUCUCCCAACUGACUACUCAUCCUCAGAUCUCUCUCCCAGGAGCCUUUUCCUGGACUCCCUGGGUCUGGAUGAGACGUCCUUCUCCUGUGUCUUCCGAACACUCAUUUUGAAACUGCUUUCCCAUGAUUUUGUGACUAUCUCUUCAUGUCUAUCACUUGGUAAGGAGCCCAUUACAUCAGGGCUCCAUCUUGGUUUUCGUGCCUGUGACCACGGGGUGGGCAUAGCGUUGGUGUUCCAUGAUAAAUAUUCGUGGAAUGAAGGAACAUUAGAAAAUGUAGAAAAUGGAAUCUGGUCUUUGAUUAAUUCUGUGUUUGGCUCAGUGUCUGAUACCGUACAGAUCCUUCUUAUCAGUUCAUAAGACCCCGCAGAACUCUGAGGGUGAUGCGUAUCCACAGUAUUGUCUGAUGCAGUCAGGUCGUUAGAAGUGUGCUUAUGCAGGAACAACAUGGAGUUUUUUAUUUUUAGUUGUGACUUCAGAAUCUUAAGUUAUACAUGAGCUGCAGUGGUUUGGUUUUUAAAUUGAGUUUUUGCUUAAACUUCAAUUCAAAACAAAUGAACUGAAAAAAGGAGGUCUUCCUUAUCAUUUGCUCCUCCGUACAAAGGCUCUGUGGCUCUCUGGGUGUUUCCGUAGGACAGGAGAAGCUAUCACAGAUCAAUUCUAGUUGCUGCCUUUGAGAAAAGAGAGGAAGAUAGAUGGGUCUGGGUUUGUGAGGAACCUUCCUUCUCUCCCCCCCUCCCUCCUCUCUCCCUCCGUCCCUCUCUCUCUCUCUCGCUCUCUGUGCCAGUAAUUGCAAAGCUGAACUGAACUGCUUGUUGAAAAUCCACGUUCUUUCUUGGCUCUGAGUAAGAGAGCAUAGGUAGCACGCACAUCUAUGCUCUUUGGAAACAGACAUACGUACAUAAAUACGUGCACACGCGUAUACUCUGCUUUUGGCCUGAAAUGAUGGCCCUACAUGAAGACCUGUUUUCUUGUUUCUUAAGCAAAUGGAUAGUUACAUUAUGUUUAUCUGAAUAUUUCUUGGUUAAUUUACUAGGAUGUAGCCAAAAUCACAUAGGACUUGGAGUCAGGUGAUUUGGAUUAAUUGAACUAAUACUUACUGAACACCUGUGAUAUUCUAGCCAUAUCGCAAUUACCAUGGUGAAGAAAGAUAAGGCCUCCGAUUCGAGAGGCAUGCUGUAUAAUGGGGUCAAGCUCAUGCCAUUUCCUUUGUAACUUUGGAGGCAAGUAAUUUAACUUCCUUCAACGUCCCGUUUCUUCACUCUAAAAUGAGGGGAGGAACACCUACUUUGUGGGGCUGCUAAGAGCAUCUACAUGUUCACAUUGUCAGAUUCCGCCUGAUAGACACCUGUUCCUCCUUGAUGUUUCUCAGUGAGGUCGCCUCAGCCCUUUCUGACCUCCACUGCUAGAGAUUUCAUGCCUCAGCACCCCACAGUCCCUCCUGCAGUCUGCUGUGACACUUCACUCCUCACCGUACGCAUCCUGUGCUUUGGGGCCUGCCCUUGUACCAGACUCUUCUGGAGGCAGAACUGGUAUCCGCCCAUCUCUGUAAUCCCAGUCCCCAGCACAGAGUCUAGCACGCAGCUCUUGGUCCAUGCUUGCUACUAAAUAAACUAAAGGGCACGGUUUAUGAAUGAUCAGGUACCACACAUUCUGUCUUACUGUUGUAAGAACUUUGGGCAAGAAAACAGAACAAAAAGACAAGAGUGUCUUGAGGCUCUGGAGAUCGAGGGAAGACCUGGUGUAUUCAACUCUUACUUAAAAAAAUUUUUUUUUCUUUUAGUGUUUCUUUUUGAGAAAGAGAGAGGAGAGCGAGCGCGGGGGAGGGGCAGAGAGAGAGGGAGAGAGAGAAUCUGAGCCGUCAGCGCGGAGCCUGAUGCGGGGCUUGAUCUCACGAACCGUGAGAUUAGGACCUGAGCCAAAGCUGGACGCUGAACCGACUGAGCUACCCAGGCACCCCCCAGCGCUUCUUUUAAGAUUAUAAUUGUGUGCCACUUUUUCCACGGCUGCUGAUAAACAGAGUCAAGUCUGUUGGAUCAGACAUCAAGGUCAAGAAACCUCUUCAGGUCAGGGAGGAAGUCUAGCAUAUGUUUAACCUAAAGGUUAGUGCAGGGUUUCACUGGCUAACAAAACUAGCAGAGGCGGGUGGUUGACAACGAGAGGCUCAUUUUGGUUAUUUUAUACUAUGUUCACCACAAGUAACGUGGCGGCACCUUCCCACUGGCUUCAUCUCCUCUUGCAGAAAGAAGGGUGUUUCUCCUCUUCUUGGAACAGCUCUUUUUUCUACUCUGGCUCUACCGUUUUUUGUGGUUGUUGUCCAUGUAGACAAGAGAAUGGAUACGAGUUAUCAGUAACAUUUGAGUUGAAAAGAGAAUGUUCUCCACUGUGGGGUGUGUGUGUGUGUGUGUGUGUGUGUGUGUGUGUGUAUAAAAUCUUCACAUUCUCGGGGCGCCUGGGUGGCUCGGUCGGUUAAGCGUCCGACUUCAGCUCAGGUCACGAUCUCGCGGUCCGUGAGUUUGAGCCCCGCGUCGGGCUCUGGGCUGAUGGCUCAGAGCCUGGAGCCUGCUUCCGGUUCUGUGUCUCCCUCUCUCUCUGCCCCUCCCCCGUUCAUGCUCUGUCUCUCUCUGUCUCAAAAAUAAAAUUAAAAAAAAAAACAUAAAAAAAUUAAAAAAAAUAAAACCUUCACAUUCUCAAUGUGUGGGAAGCAAGGGUAAGUAUUUUGGAAAAGAUCAUGCCUUGAAGGAUUAUUUUUUCCCUUUACUCACCUCUUUGGCUAUCAGCCUUGAAAUCACAGGUCAGAAGGUUGUUGGAGAAGAAACAGCCACUCUCAGCCGUUGCGUAUGGUGUUCUAAGUAGGGUAACUUCUUAGCACUGGGUAGGUAGAUGGGUGGGUGAAUGGAUGCGUGUAUUUUUGAGGGAAAAAAAAUUCCUUCCUGAGUAAAGCUUAGUAAUUCUUCCCACUGCUUCUCCUUUCAUCCCUUCCCUGGUUUCCGUGACUGGGACCUCCUCUGUCCUUGUGGGGCUACCAUAGAGUUUACUUAGGGCAUGUUAAAUUGUCUUGAUGUUUCCCUAGUCUAUAAAUAAGGGUGUUUUAAAAUGGGGCCAUCAUGGGAUUUGGCCGUAUUUACUUUUGUCACUCUCUCCUCCUCUUCCCAGAGAAAUGGCGUAUUUAGGAAGAAUUCCCCUCAUUGGUAAUACGCGUUGACUUGUGUCUUUCAUAGACCACGUCUCCAUCCUGGUGUCAGAGUUAGGGAAAUGGACCGUUCCUUCCUUUCAAACAUGCUUGUUCUAGGUCUGUGAAUGGUCUGGGACAGUGGCCACGCUCCCUUUGUCAUAUCCAUCAUCUUGACAUCCUUUGGUUCCACACAUCUUCCCUGCCUAUUACACUUCUCAAGUUUACAAAUCUCUUUUCACUGAUUUCAUUUUAGUUUGGCAUCAUGAUGUAGUGGGACUAGCACUUGGCUGGGAAUUAGGACUAGCUGCGCCCUUGGAUAAGACACUCAGCAUUCCUGGUUUGUAGUUUUGGCCUCUGUAAAAGUCGAGACAUCCAAUUUGAUAGCUCUCUGGCUCUAAGGGCAUUUUGACCUCUGAUUGUUGAAAGGAUGCAGGUGGGAUUUUAAUCUUUCAUAGCUUACGCUUUCUGAGAGCAUUUUGGUCAGCCAGCAGAGUGAUGAUUCAAAAAAUCCUGUGUUCCCAUGAGAAACAAAGGGAAACAGGCUGGUCCCUCCGAUGGGAGCUGCUAGAAAUAAAAACCCUACUGUUGUUUGAUUGCAGGUCUCACGAUAAGCUAGAAACCAACUUGCAGAGUUGACCUGUGUAUAUUAUUUAAUAUCAUCAAGGUAUACAUUUUUCUUAUUUCAAAACUACUUUUGAUGGCAGAGUAUUUAUUUCCUUUCUUAUUUUUGGUUGUGAACCCCUUUUGCCCUUUAGUGAUGGUGUUCUAGCUGACCUCAUGCAAAAAGAUCCUUAUUAUGUGUCCACCUAGGACAGGUACUGUGUCAGGGGGAGCAUCUCUCAUAUAAUUUGACUCAGCCUGAACACAUUGAUUUUCUUGCAACCCGGGGAUUAGACUCCCUCCAUUGAAGCCUCAUAUGAGGGGAAGAACAGAUAGCAAAGUGUGUGUUAAGAUGAUGGACUGUCGUUAUUUUGCCUCCGGGCAGCAAAGUGAUCUGCCUGGAAACUGAUUUCCCCUAUGGUGUUGAUGAUCUGCUUCUCCUCCUGGCUAGAAUUAGAACACUCCUGCGGUCUCUUCGUUGGCCGUGCUACCUGUCAGGACCUGGCCGUAAAGCAACUGCCCAUCUUUUCUAGCCUGGCUCCCUCGCCUGGAAGGAUGUGGAGAGUGGCUCGUUCCUUCUAGUGAAUUCAGACCUUUCAUUUCGGGACUGUUAUUUGAGAAGGUGAUGCUCUUCCAUGAUGAUCCUUGCCUUCUGCUUUUCCAAGUCUUGAAUACCAUACAUAGGUAGUUAGGAGACCCGAGGGUCCUCUGGGUCUGGUCCACGCUUCGUGGCGGCACGGGGGUGAAGCUGAGCUCUUCUCUGGAAGCCUGCUAGGCCAGCCCCUCUUGUCCACAUCCCACUAAGUCUGGACUUAAUUUCUUUCUAAUGUGGCAGCAUCCUUGCCCACAUGGGGAGAGGAUAAGGACGAUCUUUGUCAUGCUGUAGCAGCUGUAAGCCACGUGUAUCUGUGUUCCGUAGCGGCGGGAGCACGUCAAGUCCAUUGGGUUUCUUCGUCUUUCAGGAGACGUUUUGUUUGGCUCGUAUAUUGAGUAGCCACAUAUCCCACCUCUUCUCUUUUGCUAUCAUGUGCUAAAACUUUGGGUCCUGUGGCCUUAGACAGUCAUUUAUAUAGCUCAAGUUGUCUUUUUCGCAGGUUUAAUGCCCCUUUCUGGUGGGCUUUGGGUAUUUUUUGUUUUCACAUAUCCUAAACCACAAUGUCCUGUGAUAUAGAAAAUCACGUGGUAAGACUGGUUAGGAAUGGAAGAUGCUGUCAAUGAUAUGAUGCUCAUUUUCACCACUGGCUAAAGGCUUCAGACUGUCGUUCCGGUAUAUUUUGUUUACAUUUUGAUUGUCGAGGCUAAUUGUUUUAAUUUUAAAAUUGUGCCUUGAUUAGAUUCAGCAAACCCUUGAAGAACAAAAACUCAUGAAAUUUGUGGGAAUUUCUACAAGACUAUUUUAAUUUCACGUUUCACAGGUAACACCAAGGUUUGGCUACACUUUUUAUACUGAUGCCUCUAUUAUAGAGAAGAUAUUUAAAUUAUAGGGCAGCUAAGGUAAAAUAAAAAUGUAAAAAGAACUCAAAUAAAUGAAUCUACUCAUUCCUUCCCGAGAAAUUUCCUUAUUCCUGUAUUGCUGCAUUUUUAGCCAUAAUGGGCACUAGUCUACCACUAGACUGUAUUACUUUCUAAUUUAUCUGUAGGUUCGGGAAAGUAGGACUGGAAAGAGGAAAGGGGGCAUCAGCUUUAAGACUACUUUUUCUUUAAAAUUUUUUUUAAUGUUUAUUUAUUUUUGAGAGAGAGAGAGAAUGAACAGGGGAGGGGCAGAGAGAGAGAGAGAGAGAGUGAGGGAGACAGAAUCCAAAGCAAGCUCCAGGCUCUGAGCUGUCAGCACAGAGCCCGACACGGGGCUCGAACUCAUGAGCCAUGAGACCAUGACCUGAGCUGGAGUCAGACGCUUAACCGACUGAGCCACCCAGGCACCACUAAGACUGCUUUUUAAGUCUUAAUGUCUGUAACUCCCAUGUCUGAAGGAACUGAAGACAAACCGUGAGCCUGAGUUUAACAUUGGUUUUCCUGGAAAUGUCAUCAGGAUGUAGGCUCAGAAGCAGACUGCCCAAAGAAAAAUUCCCUAAACAAUUGCCUUUUUUUAUUACGUUACCAAAUUUCUUGUAGGAUUCCAUGCAAUAGUAUGUAGUUUGUAGAGUUGCCUCCCAAACUUCCUUGCUGAGCUCUUCUUAUGAAAGAGGCUUUUCUUUAAUUACUGUGUGGACACGUGUAUACAGAUGAAAGCCUGACCUUCCUAAACGCUGUGUUGUAAAAUUAAUUGCUAGUUAAUUCCACAGAUGCGUACUGACACAUGGAUAGAAGAUAAAGAUGGUCCUUUGGCACAGAUAUUGUCAAAGUGACUCAAGGGAAUUGGGCCUGCAGGUACAAGGUUCUGGAAACACCAUAACCAAAUCAUUUUACUUACUUUCCUUUUAAAUUCUUAAAACAAAUUUUUUUAAAUGUUUAUUUAAUUUUGAGAGAGAACAAGAGAGGCAGAGUGCAAGCGGGGGAGGGGCAGAGAGAAUUCAAAGCAGGUUCCAGGCUCGAGCACAGAGCCUGAUGUGGGGCUCGAACUCCCAAACUGUGAGAUCAUGACCCUAGCCGAAGCCAGACGCUUAACCGACGGAGCCACCCAGGUGCCCCAGUUUUCCUUUUAAUAUUUGCACAAGAUGAAUGUAAACAUUAUAUAUCUAAAAGUUUUAAUAAGUACAGAAUAAGUAUAAAUGAUAAAACUGUUUUUUCUAAAAAUUUUUUUAAUGUUUAUUUUAUUUUUUGAGAGAGAGAGAGAGAGGGCAUGAGCAGGGGAGGGCAGAGAGAGAGGGAGACACAGAAUCCAAAGCAGGCUCCAGGCUCUGAGCUGUCAGCACAGAGCCCAACAUGGGGCUCGAACUCAUGAGCCUUUGUGCUGUGAGAUCAUGACCUGAGCCGAAAUCGGCCAUUCAACCGACUGAGCCACCCAGGCGCCCCAAACUGUGUUUUCUUCGUGGUAGGUAAAUUGGUGCAUCGGAUGGAUUCUCAUCUGUGGCCUGCUGUGAAUCCUGGCUAAUUUGAUAAACUAAAUGAGCAUCUUAUUUUAUUUAGCUUUAAAAAUAAUUCUGUGAGGGUUUUGUUUUUCCUUUGAUAUUUUACUUAGGAUUUCUUCACCCCAAGAUCAAAUACAUAUUCAUCGAAAUAUAUGGACUGUUACCUGUUUCACUGUUCCAUUUAGGUUGAAGAAUUUAUUGGAGGAAUUUGCACACAUAUUACAAAGUAGAGAAGAAUAUAAUGAACUGCAUACACUCACCGCUCGGCUUUAACAAUUACUGAUACAUGACUAAUCUUGCUCUAUCUAUAUCCUCUUGCACUCUUCACCCCUUUUCCACCCUGGUAUUUUGAAGUAUAAAUCCCUCACAUGAUUUCAUCCAUAAAUACUUAAGUAUGUGCCUUUCAUAGAUUUAAAAAAGAAAUAAAAUGUCGUUAUUACAUCUGACAAAGCUAACACUACUUCAUGUUAUUUAAUUAAUAUCUAGAGUUCAAUAUGAUACCUAGUGUGUUAGGCCUUGAGGAUACAGCCUGUAAAAGUAAGGUCUAUAAGGUUUUAAUCCCCGUGUGCCAAAAUCCUAGUGUGAGGAGACAGGCAAAAAAAGUAAGAUAAGAACAAGACAGUUGUGUUAAGUGCUCCGAAGCAAACACAGUGGGCCAUAGGACAGAAGGACCCAGGCCAGGCGUGGGCUGUUCCAGGCAGGGUGGUCAGGGAUGUCGUGGGGGGGUGUCGUGGGAGACCUGAUGAAGAGAAGGACCCAGGAACAGGUUCCUGGGGUCGGGGGUUCCUGGGGUAGGUGGCGUUGAGGGGAAGGAGAUUGUGAUUUCGGUGGGCCUGAGGGAUGUGUCCUUUCUCCAAGCCAAUUCUUUUCAUUGUUAAUGCUGACUUGAGUUACAGUCAUUUGUAAUUUGUAACUUUUUGGUAUCUAACUUUUCGGCAGGGUAAAUAGGAGGAGCCAUCCAAAA